AUGUGCAAUAAAAUACACCGGCUUAGGCAACAGCAGCAAGAGCAACAGCAGCAAGAGCAACAGCAGAAUGAAGAAGAAACCAUACCUCAAGAGAUUAGAAGAGCCAGAAGAGCUAGAUAUAGCAAACUAAACCUAAAUCUCUUGAGUGAUGGUACUUGUAUAUAUCUAUUUCAUUUUGCUUUGAGUGAAAUUGAGAGAAUAACAACAGCACUCAGAUUGGGUCAUGUGUACCAUUUUUCAAGUAUACAAGUCCGUAAGAACCUUGACUUUGCAAUGUUACUCAAUUGGUACAGCUUUCUAAAACACUUAGGUGACAUGUCUAUACUUUUUGGAAUGAGUGAAAGCAAUGUAUCUGUAGUUUGCCAAGAAUUUGAGAGCAUUGUUAUGAACCAGAUUAAAUGGGGACUUCAAUUCAAUAUUAAAUAA
Molecule: messenger RNA, 426 nt
Organism: Phycomyces blakesleeanus NRRL 1555(-)
Lineage: Eukaryota; Fungi; Mucoromycota; Mucoromycetes; Mucorales; Phycomycetaceae
Exons: 2
Coding region: 1-426 (141 amino acids)
Source: RefSeq, a predicted model, not a curated record